Molecule: messenger RNA, 8237 nt
Organism: Pelobates fuscus (common spadefoot toad)
Lineage: Eukaryota; Metazoa; Chordata; Amphibia; Anura; Pelobatidae
Gene: SLC12A5
Product: solute carrier family 12 member 5
Exons: 25
Coding region: 177-3506 (1109 amino acids)
Biological process (GO): potassium ion import across plasma membrane; chloride transmembrane transport; potassium ion homeostasis
Cellular component (GO): plasma membrane
Molecular function (GO): potassium:chloride symporter activity
Source: RefSeq, a predicted model, not a curated record
UCCAGCCAGUAUAUGGGGCUGUGAGUGUGCGCGCUGAAGGCUCUCUGCACUGCAGCCUCCUCCUUCCCUCUCUCUCUCUCUCCUUCCCUCUCUCUCACCGAGCAUCGCUGCAGCAUUCGGCAUCAGUCCCUGGGAAGCAAGAAGAGAGGUGGCAGCCGGGGUGCUUGGGAGAGAGGAUGCUGAAUAACCUGACAGAGUGUGAGGAGGGAGAGGGAGGCACCAGUCAAGGAGAUGGAAACCCCAAGGAAAGUUCCCCGUUCAUUAAUAGUUCUGAACUUGAUACAGGAAAGAACAUGGCGUUAUUUGAGGAGGAAAUGGAUACCAGUCCCAUGGUGUCUUCCCUUCUCAGCGGCUUGGCAAAUUACACAAAUCUGACUCAGGGCGUGAAGGAGCACGAGGAGGCUGAGAAUAAUGAAGGAGCCAAGAAGAAGCCAGUUCAGGCACCAAGGAUGGGCACCUUUAUGGGUGUCUACCUGCCUUGCCUACAGAACAUCUUCGGUGUGAUCCUGUUCCUUCGUCUCACCUGGGUCGUGGGAGUCUGUGGCAUUUUUGAGUCAUUCAUCAUUGUUGUCAUGUGCUGCUCAUGUACCAUGCUGACUGCUAUCUCAAUGAGCGCCAUCGCUACCAAUGGAGUUGUGCCAGCCGGUGGUUCGUAUUACAUGAUCUCUCGCUCACUGGGACCGGAGUUCGGAGGAGCCGUUGGACUUUGCUUUUACCUGGGGACCACAUUUGCAGGAGCUAUGUACAUUCUUGGAACCAUCGAGAUCUUAAUAACCUAUCUCUUCCCCAACAUGGCUAUCUUUAAAGCAAAGGAAGCCAGCGAGGAGCCUGCAGUUCUACUCAAUAACAUGCGUGUGUACGGCACGUGUGUACUUACCUGCAUGGCCGUUGUGGUGUUUGUGGGAGUGAAGUACGUUAACAAGUUUGCGUUGGUUUUCCUUGGCUGCGUGAUCCUAUCAAUCUUGUCGAUAUACGCUGGAGUAAUCAAGACUGCAUUCGACCCACCAGACUUCCCUGUCUGUAUCCUUGGUAACCGGACGUUAUCUCAGAAAGGGUUUGAUAUCUGUGCGAAGUUCAUUGACAAUGGCAACGAGACAGUCACCACCAAACUCUGGGCUCUCUUUUGUUCUUCUCCAUUUCUGAAUGCCACGUGUGAUACGUAUUUUGCCCAGAAUAAUGUGACUGAAAUUCAGGGCAUCCCUGGUGCUGCCAGUGGACUUAUCAAAGAUAACCUGUGGUCUUACUAUAUGAGAACGGGAGUGAUAGUGGAGAAGAUAGGACUCACUUCUGUAAGCAACAGUGAGACUGUUAGUCUGAACCAGCCAUAUGUAUUUAGUGACAUGACAACUUACUUCACUCUCUUGGUGGGCAUAUAUUUUCCCUCCGUCACAGGAAUUAUGGCAGGGUCCAACAGGUCUGGAGAUCUGCGAGAUGCCCAGAGGUCUAUUCCCAUUGGCACCAUAAUGGCCAUUGCCACAACAUCUUUUGUGUAUAUUACAUCUGUUGUUUUAUUUGGGGCUUGCAUUGAGGGUAUAGUCUUGCGUGACAAGUUCGGGGAGGCGGUGAAUGGAAAUCUGGUGGUGGGAACCCUAGCUUGGCCAUCACCUUGGGUCAUUGUGAUUGGAUCUUUCUUCUCCACUUGCGGAGCCGGGUUGCAGAGCUUGACCGGAGCACCACGACUGCUUCAGGCUAUCUCACGGGAUGGCAUUGUGCCUUUUCUGAGGGUGUUCGGCCAUGGUAAAGCUAAUGGCGAACCAACAUGGGCCCUACUCCUUACAGCCUGUAUUUGUGAGAUCGGGAUCCUUAUUGCAUCUCUAGACGAAGUGGCUCCAAUCCUUUCUAUGUUUUUUUUGAUGUGUUACAUGUUUGUUAACUUGGCCUGUGCAGUGCAGACUUUGCUCAGGACUCCCAAUUGGAGGCCUCGCUUCAAAUAUUACCACUGGACCCUUUCAUUCCUUGGCAUGAGUCUUUGUUUGUCCCUCAUGUUUAUCUGCUCCUGGUACUAUGCUUUAGUGGCCAUGCUGAUUGCUGGUCUGAUCUACAAAUACAUUGAAUACAGAGGGGCCGAAAAAGAGUGGGGUGAUGGGAUCCGAGGUCUGUCACUCAGUGCUGCUCGCUAUGCCCUCUUACGUUUGGAAGAAGGACCACCACACACCAAGAACUGGAGGCCCCAGCUGCUUGUUCUGGCCCGAGUAGAUCAGGAGCAGAAUGUCGUUCAUCCACAGUUACUGUCCCUCACCUCUCAGUUGAAGGCUGGAAAGGGUCUCACCAUUGUUGGUUCAGUACUAGAAGGAACCUACCUGGAAAAUCACCCACAGUCCCAGCGUGCAGAAGAGUCUCUUCGCCGGAUUAUGGAAACAGAGAAAGUGAAAGGUUUCUGCCAGGUGGUUAUUUCUUCAAAUAUCCGGGAUGGUAUUUCCCAUUUAAUUCAGUCUAGCGGACUUGGAGGUCUUCAACAUAACACAGUUCUAGUUGGCUGGCCAAGGAAUUGGAGGCAGAAGGAAGACCAUCAGACCUGGAGGAAUUUUAUCGAACUUGUACGAGAGUCGACUGCUGCUCACCUGGCCCUGAUUGUUGCCAAAAAUGUGGCCUUGUUUCCUGGAAACCAGGAGAGGUUUUCUGAAGGCAAUAUCGAUGUCUGGUGGGUGGUCCAUGAUGGGGGAAUGCUGAUGCUUCUUCCAUUCCUCCUUCGUCAUCACAAGGUCUGGAAACGCUGCACGAUGAGGAUCUUCACAGUAGCUCAGAUGGACGAUAACAGUAUCCAAAUGAAAAAAGAUCUGACCACGUUCCUUUAUCACCUUAGAAUUACUGCUGAAGUAGAAGUGGUGGAAAUGCAUGACAGCGACAUCUCAGCCUACACGUAUGAGAAGACUCUGGUCAUGGAGCAGAGGUCCCAAAUCCUGAAACAAAUGCACCUGACCAAAAACGAACGUGAAAGGGAGAUUCAGAGCAUUACAGACGAAUCCCGUGGAUCGAUCAGACGCAAGAAUCCCACGAACUCCAGAUUGCACCUAAGUGUGCCAGAGGAGCAGGUGGGAGAUUGUGAAGAGAAGCCCGAAGAAGAGGUACAGCUAAUACACGAUACGAAUGCAACAGGGUUCUCUGUUACGGAGACUCUUGUAGAUUCUCCUCCAGAACCAGAGCCAGAGGGAUCUCAGGAGAAAGUCCAUCUUACCUGGACAAAGGAAAAAUUCACAGCCGACAAAAAUAAGAGUAAAAGUUCCAGCACUCCAGAAGGGAUAAGAGAUUUCUUCAAUAUGAAACCGUACGUAUAUUCUUUAAACCAAUCAAACGUUCGAAGGAUGCACACAGCUGUUAAGCUGAACGAAGUAAUUGUCAAAAAAUCUCAAGAUGCGAAACUGGUUCUCCUAAAUAUGCCUGGACCACCUCGUAAUAGGAAAGGUGAUGAAAACUAUAUGGAAUUUUUAGAAGUUCUGACAGAGCACUUGGAUCGGGUCAUGUUAGUUCGUGGUGGAGGACGAGAGGUUAUCACCAUCUACUCUUGAAGAGCAGAAAUUGGAUGAAGUUUUUGUUGCACUAAACAGGAGCCUUCAACCUCUCUCCCACCAUCCUACAGGCAUCCAGGAGAAAUCUGAGAGAGUGGGGAGGCGUGUGGUCAGUGCUCAGAAACUUCACUUGCUUCCACCAACCCCCUUAUAAAUGCCCUUACAUGUGAACUGCAGCACCAGAUCUUCCAUUCCAGCACAAGUGCAACUGUUCCUCAUAUCUUCAUCAGAGUGCCACUGGUGAAGUUGAUAUAUAAAUCUUUACAUAAAGUCUAUGUACAUUUCUUAUACUGAGCCGCACUGCUUAAGACGCUACCAAUACUGGCCCCCUUUGUGCAUCCUGUGACCCACUGUUGCACCAUUCUCUCCCUGAAACAGACUUGGAGAAUACAUGGGUUGUACUGGCAGAAUUCUGGAUAUAGUUUUUGUUGUUUUUUUUAUUUUUUUGUUUGUUCGAUGUUCCUCUUCGCAUUCUUACAUUCUUGUGACAAUGACCAAUUUCGUCGUUUGAGGCACUAGUAAGACAAGUUAAGGGAGAGAGGGGGGUAUUCACCAGCAUGCUUAACGUUUCAAAUGUUCCUCUCUCUAUACUCUUUUCUUGAGUGCCACUAUCUUCUCCUUGGCGCCAGCACGAGCAUUUUGACGGGACUUACGGAAACAGCAACGUGAGUGUGGUUAUGUCAAAGUGUUUACUCUUUAUCCAGACUAUGGGACGAAGAAAUACAACAUAGUACACACUAUACGGAGGACUUUUAAACGUGAAAAGGAAAUAAAACAGCGUGAAGGGGGUUAUCUCUCUAAGAAUAUGUUUGAUGCUGAGGAGCCUGUUGCAAUAAUAAUCUGAUGCAAAAAUAUAAAAGAGAAAAAAGUACAUAAAAAAAAAAGGGCAGGGAAAAAAAAGGGAAAAGUAACUAAUUAGGUACUAUCGUCUGCCUUUACUAUAAUAUAACCCUUCCUUUCAUAGACUGCCCUCUGAUCAGGAGCUGUGCCAGAGAAAUGAUACACAGUGAUUUAAUCAACUUUGUAAAUGGGCCCCGGGGCCUUAUGUUUUGUGUUGUUUCUUUAAAUAUAGCAUCAGUGGCAGGGAACCACAAUGCACCCUACAGAGACUGUGAGCUGCUCUCAUUCUCGCUCUCUUUGUCUCAAUGCAUGGUCUAGGAUAGACUGCUUUUCGUACCAAUCACCUCAUGCUGAACCUCACUCACCUCAAGUGGUUUUGUGCUUGCUCUUCUCCACAUUAAAAUGAUUUGUCCAUUACAUGUCUGAAAAGUCUAGAGUUAGCAGUGAUUGGAUUUGAUAGCUGUUUAGUUAAGGUGUGUGACAUAAUCUGUGAUAUUGUUUACUCAAGAAUUAUUAAAAUGAUAUUCAGCUGGUGUUGUGCAUGCACGUUUGGACCUCACCUAUCCCACUAGAGAUGAUAGCUUGAUGGAGUCCCAAUAUAUCUCCAAAAUUCCGUCUUCCAGUAAAGGAAUACUUUCAAAUGAUAAAUUUUCCCAUAGCACUAUAUAUUUUGAAAUACAUUUUAGGAAGGGUGAAGAAUAGCGAAACAGGGCAGUACAGGGCGGGAGUUUGUCAAUUUCGACUAAGCACUGUGUUAAUUUUUGAUUGGUGACAUUUUUCUGCCAACCACUGAUGUCAUCCUAUCCCGUUGAUGCCAAAUGAGUGCAAAUACGUAACAUGAUGACAUCACCGUGAUGUAGUUGCAAGAUUAUCUGUUACCAUUUGGGAAGUGCGGUUUCGGCAACCUUAUAUUUGAGUUAGGACUUUAAAAUCGCCAUUUUAAUGAGUGGUGUUAAUUUGAACAAAAAAAAAAAAAACAACAACACAAAAAAACACACACUUCUAGGCUGUUUGGAGUAAAAUUGGAUUAGGUAUCAAAUACAGCCUUUGAUUAUAUAUUUUAAUAUAUUUUUAAUAAAUGUUAACCCUGAUUAAAAGUGUAAUCUAGCAACACCAUUCUGACUUAGCUCCCACUGUCUAGAAUCCCUACAUAGACACUGCAAGCCCUGGAUCUUAUGAAAAACAUAUAUUUUUAACUAAAUAAUUUAAACCGAUUUUAAUCUUAUUUGGCCUUUUUUUAUGUUUCAGCUCGAAGCUUAAUGCCAAAAAAAAACCAACAUAAUAAUUGACAUGUAUUUUCCGACAAAUAUGUAGGUUUUUAUUCCUUAUAGCCCUUAUGCACUGGAAAUAAUGUCAUGUUAGCAAAUGUCAUGCAUAGCUACUGUUAACUGCGUCUAUGGGGAAAGUCAUAAAUAUGCUUCAUUUGUUGUUGUUGUAUCUCUAAAGAGCCUCCAUAUAUUGUUAUAUGAGCUAGUUCAAGGUUCUAGCACUAGAGAAGUAUUUAACUGUGGCAAAGGAAAAGCAAUUCUCUCAUUAACACCUGUGAGCAUUUUUUUUUUUUGUUAUCAGGUAUAAACUUAUCAAUAGUCGUAGAAUCCAGCCCUUGGAGUAAACAGGGGACACACAAUUGGAUAUACUCUCUAAAAACACUGGUGAAAUAUAGGAUAUAUAUACCAGGACAUGGCAAAAAGAUUUAUUUUUUUUAAAUCUAUGUUUUGCUGUUGGUAAAACCCAUUCUAAAACAUAUAAAGAAAAAAAUGUCACACAAUAGAAGACAUAACUAAAUUUAACUAGAUUAACUAAAUAAACUAGAUUUAACAAUCUAAAAGAAAAAGGAUGUUUUGGGAAUAUUUAUCUAUGCCAACAAAAAAAGGUUUAAUAUUAUAGUAAUUUCAAAUAUGGUUGUUAAAUUUAUGAUUUAUCGGCAGAUGUAGAGUAGUAUUCUCCUCGGCAGUACUGGAGUUAAUUUUAAAAAAAAUAUAAAAACAGAAAAAAAAACAAAUAUGAACCAAUGAUGUAGUUUGUGUAUUUGUAUUUGCUGUUGUAUGAAGUCCUUUUUCUGUUGUUUUAUUUAUAUAUUUAUUUAUUUAUAUUUCUGACUACUCCAUUUUGCCUUGUAUGGAAUGAGUAAUUCACCAGUCCCGCAUGCUUGUGAUAGACACUGCAAAUUUUGAAUCGGUGGAGCUAUUGUGCAAAAAAAAAAAAAAAAAAAAAAAGCAUGCUGUUAUGUCUGUAAUCAUGCACUUAACCAGUAACAGCACCUUACUGUAAUUGAAAAUUAAGUUUAUGUUGUGAAAAUGAAGCUGGGACAGCCAGCAAAUUAAGGUGGACUGGCUGGUUUGAAUUUGCAUGUGAGCAGAGUGUCCCCUGGUUUUUGUUACUUGUUCCGUAAAGUGCCUCUUAAGAAUGAAAAACUGGUUCUCUCCUUGCUCCAGGUGUUGUUCCUAGUGUAGUUGACAGCAAACAAUAUCCAAUGAAAAAGACAAACGUAAAUUAAAUGUUGAAGAACACCAUUCUUUUAGAACGAGGGGAGGACAACAGGUAACUGUCCACGUGGUUGUGGAAUUCCAUCUCCUGUGAUGCAUUGCCUGCCUACAGCCGAACAGCUACCUUUUCAGCCACCCCUACAUUCAAAAGAUAGAAAGUACUCCCAUACUGAAGAAAUGUGAAUAUUAUUUUAAAACGCAUAUAAUCUGCUGUCCAUUUCUUUAGCUAGAGCAUUAUAAGAGAGCUUGCCACAGAGCCACCUUUUUUAAGGUCACUACGUGAGAAUGAUUUAUAGCAAUCAUAUGGGUUUGGAAAAGGGAGUGAAAAUGUAUGCCUUGCAAAAAAAAAAAAAACGUAGAUUUAAAAACGAAGUAGGCCUCGUUAGCAGGCACUGCUCUUUAUUAUUUGUGGAGCACUUUACCCAAGAGGCCAGAAUAAUCAUCGAAACAUGCUAAGUCUCUGUAUUUGUGCUGUAGCUCAGUUAGAACGCACACAUUCUUGCUUCUAUGCAGACAUAUCAGGGACCUUUGCGUAAAAAUAAAAUAUUUUGGUAACAGUUCUAUCAUCUUCAAAGGAUGUAGAGCGAGGAGACCUGUUCGUUUCGCAGCCAUUAGCACUGACUGGAGCUGGUGGAUAAACCCUUUGCUCUUUGUGUGACAGGAUGCUAAUGGUAGAGCGAGGAUACCUUCUCUAGCAUCUUCCAGUACUCCUAUGCUGCUAAAAAGCAUGUCAUGUAUUAACUUUUUCUUUUCAGGGGAGGGGCUUGGAACUUGACGUUAAUAUGGCAGCUUAGAUUUUUUUGGGACGGUGGGGACCUAAAUCGGUGAUUUGGAAUUUACAAGUUGCACUACAAGAGCCAGGGUGGUUUCUGGCAACCAGCUGGCUUUCAGUAAAAGAUGGACUCCCGAUAGCUUCAAGUCUCCUACUGAACUCACUUUUGUGCUAUUUGUGCAAUAUACAUACAUAUAUAUAAAAAUAAAAAAUAUAUAUAUAUAUUUACAGAUAUUAUGAUAAUUACCACAAACAAUUCCAACCCCGAUGACCCAAUAGCACUCUAUGUUUUAUGUACCUCCCAGUGACUGAGUGUAGUAUUUCUUUAGACCGCUAGCAACUCUGAAAUGCUUUAAACUUUUUUUGUUCAUAAAACUAUAGAUAGAUUUAACCUGUGUACAGAUAUUACGGUUACAAACCAAAUGAAAACACUGCUAUAUAUAUCUGCUGCUUUUUUUGUUUGUGUAACUAACUCUUCUGUACUGAUGUUUUGUGCAGUUAAUUCCUGUGUAGUUUAACUCUGUGAUUGAUUGCAAUCUACCUUACUUACUCAUUACAUAGCUUUAAUGUGCAGAUUUCAUUUGUUUUGAGACUCCUGUCAGCACAAAAUGCAAUAAAAUUAAUUUUAUUACA